Poecilia reticulata (guppy) is the source of this 3910-nucleotide messenger RNA. RefSeq lists its product as uncharacterized. Gene Ontology annotation, molecular function: protein binding. Lineage: Eukaryota; Metazoa; Chordata; Actinopteri; Cyprinodontiformes; Poeciliidae. The record is from RefSeq and is a predicted model, not a curated record.
UUGCUCAGCCUCUACUGCUGCAAACAUAAUGUUCCACUGGUGGUUUCCUCUUGUUUUCCUCUUCUUUUACUCUUGCAUGUACAGAUCCAGUGCUUCUCGUCUCGCUGCGUGUUCUGCUCCACCCACCCAGAUAAAAGCCAAAGAUUUCACCCGAGCUGCUGGAAAGCGAACUCUUCUGAGCUCUACGAUACUUCCAAUUCCGCUGCUGCAGCCACAGUUAAAGAAAAUUAUGGCUGUACCUCUCCGUUUCUUCUGCCAUGUCGUCUUUCUACUCCAGCCAUAUGUAAUGAACACAGCUGAUGGGGGAGAAUAUUAUGGACCAAAGCUGCCACCUCAGCAGCAGCUUCAGCCCAUCCCACAGUACAGCGAUGACUUUCCUCAGCAGCAGUUCCUGGGGAACGAGAUGCCACAUUCACCUUUCAGCAAAGGGAUCCCAUCACUGUCUCAGUACAGAAAAGACGCUCCACAACUGCCAGUGCCUUUGCAAAUUGGAAAAACGAGACCAUUGACAAAAGGCAAAGGACAAACCUUUCCAAGGGGAUCUAAAGGUCCUCUUCCUGUUCCUGGUGGGAAAGGUUUCACAGACAGACAUCAAGGCAUCGAAGGCCCCCCUGGACCAGUGGGCCCACCAGGUCCACAAGGCCCCUCUGGGCUUCCAGGACAGGGGAUUCCUGGAUCACCAGGAAAGCCAGGUCCCCCUGGUCCUCAGGGAUACAGGGGAAAUGGAAAACCUGGAAUCCCAGGAUUGCCUGGAAAACCUGGAGGCAAUGGAUUACCAGGAGCAAAAGGGGAUCUUGGACCAAUUGGUGGUCAAGGGCCAACAGGACUUCCUGGGCCUCCAGGACUCCCAGGUCCCACUGGACUCCCUGGAAUUUCAAAAUCAGGAGGCCAGGGGUUACCAGGACUGCCAGGGCAACCAGGAGAACCUGGCCAAAAUGGUCCACCUGGGUUUCCUGGCCCUCAAGGUCUAAAAGGCGAUAAAGGGCUUGGUCUGCCUGGUUUUCCAGGUGUAAAUGGACCUGGUGGGCAACCUGGUCCACCUGGACAAGUGGGCCUCCCGGGCAAUGGCAAACCUGGUCUGAAUGGUGUACCUGGACAACCAGGAUUUCCAGGAAAACCAGGUCCUCCUGGAGAAGCAGGGCUAGUAGGAGCACCAGGUCAAAGAGGCCAACCAGGACUUCCAGGCGUACCAGGAAUAGGAAAACCAGGAAAAGAUGGUGUUAGAGGGUUACCAGGGUUCUCUGGAGGAAAAGGCGAACCAGGGCCUCCUGGUUUAAUUGGACCACCAGGCUUGACAGGUUAUGGUAAAACAGGAUUUCCAGGGCCUAAGGGUCACAAGGGACAUGCUGGUCUUCCAGGACAACCAGGCCCAAAAGGUGUCAGAGGUCAAGUAGGUCAACCUGGAGUUAUUGGUCUAACUGGUUUGACAGGAAUACCCGGUGCACCAGGGCCCACCGGGCCUCCUGGUAGUCUUGGCUUCCCAGGACACAAGGGAGAAGAUGGCACAUUUGGCCCUAGAGGAAAUCUUGGAAUGAAGGGUGAAACUGGACCUCCUGGUCUUUCAGGACAGCCAGGUAGGCCAGGAGAGGGUGGACAACCGGGACAAAGAGGAUUCCAAGGGCCAAUAGGGCCAAAAGGACAAGCUGGGGCUAGAGGUUUACCUGGUGCCCCUGGUGCUGCAGGAUUACAAGGACCAAGAGGAGAGGGAGGAGAGUCUGGAAACAAGGGCCAACCAGGUCCACAGGGGAUUCCUGGACUUACAGGACCAGGGGGACCAAUUGGACCUCCUGGUCGUCCAGGACAAAAAGGUGAAACGGGACCAACAGGUACCCCUGGUUAUCCUGGUAAUGGGACCCCAGGAACCCCUGGUGAAAUUGGCCCUCAAGGAAACCCUGGUCCCAGCGGUCCUCCUGGACUUCCUGGACAACCCGGUCCUCCAGGUCCUCCCGGCCCUCCAGGAAUACCUGCUGAAUCUUUUGACAUUAUUCAAUUCCUCCCUCACACAGGCCCCUACAAUGGACAAGGUCACAAAAAGCCAGGCAAUGGAGUCGAGAUUAGUGGAACCAAGCAGCAGAUUCCUGCAUUCACCUCAAAACUGACAAAUCCAUUCCCUCUAGUAGGUUCCCCAAUCACAUUUGACAAACUUCUCCACAAUGGAAAUCAGGACUACAAUCCACAAAAUGGUAUUUUUACAUGUACUAUACCAGGAAUCUAUUAUUUUGCUUACCACAUCCACUGCAAGGGAGGCAACGUUUGGGUGGCUCUGAUGAAGAACAGUGAGCCAAUAAUGUACACUUAUGACGAGUACAAAAAGGGUUUCCUUGAUCAGGCUUCAGGAAGCGCUGUACUCCCACUGAGAAAAGGAGACACUGUCCACGUAGAGCUGCCAUCAGACCAGGCAGCAGGACUUUAUGCUGGUCAGUAUGUCCAUUCCACAUUUUCUGGACACUUACUGUACUUGAUGUAAUAAGUAGAGGCCAUUGUCAUACAUUAAAAGGGAAAAGUAUCCAAGACUCAGUGUUUGUAGGCCAAUAUUAGGGAAUAUAUGUAGGAAAAACUCAGUGCUUCCGGGUGUCAGGUGCCUAGAGUAGAAAAUAUUGACCCUUUGCAUGUUGUGUUACACUUUUCAGAAAGUGUCCCAUUCUGCCAUGACAGACAUCCAAAGGAUGUAUAUGUCAGUUCCUUUAAAGCUUGUCAAAAAACAUAGUUGAUAGCCUAAUAUGACUUUUAUUUAGUUGAUUUCACUAUAAAAAGGUCAUACAUUGUUGGCUGCAUAAACAGAUAUGGAUGCAAACCAAACUUAUCACUUUAUUGUAUACCUUUUGAAGCGGAAACAAGACAACAAUGGACAAUGACGUCAAUUGUAAGGACUUUCAGCCCUCUGUGCAUUUGCGGGUUUGCAUCAAAUAAGUUUUUCAAGGUUAGCAGACUUAACAUUUAUGGAACUCUCUCCUGGACUAUUUGAGAGCCCCACAAUUAUUGUUCGAUUUUAAAACUGGCUUGAAAACUUAUCUUUUUAGAUAAGCCUACUCCACUUUUAAAUGAUUGUCUUUUUUUUAUUGUUGAUUUUAUUUGUUUUUAGAUGCACCAUGUAUUACUUUGAAAUUUUUAUUAAUGAAAAGUGCAUUAUAAAUUAAAUUGAUUAUUAUUAUUACAUUUGUAAACUUAAUAAGCAAGUAAGUCUAGUAAGAUUCAAUGAAAUAUUAGACAAUGCAUGUGUGUAAUAAUUAGUAAAUAUCCAAAAAAUGCCCCACCAUCAUGUAGCCUACCAUGUACAAACAAUAUUGGUAACCAUCUAGACUUCUGAUUGCUUUUAAGUCUGUUCUGGUGGAAGGAAAGCACUGUUAUGACAUAAUGGUGUAAAUAUUGUGGUGUGAAUUCAGGCAAAGAUGGUGAUUUGAUCGAAUCAGCAAGCAUGUCAGGAGGGAGAAAGUAUGGGUCGGUUUCUAAGUGCUAGCUCUUUCCAACUUUUAUAAAUACCGCUGUCUAUAAGCCCCAACCAGGUCUGUUACUUCCACAGACAAAUUAGUCUGACUUGAAAAAGUAGAAGUCAUAAAUGUACUGGCAAUACAUCUUGGGAAACAAUUUUAGUUACUCCCUUCAAUUUUCUAGUCUCUCACUUCCAAUGUCCAUCAUGGUGCCUCAGUGUGAUCAGGUGACAUAUUUGCAAAGGGUCAAUAUAUUUUGGUGCAAUUAACAUUGGUUUCACUUUUACAUGUUUAAAGCAAGAGGUGAUAGCAACAUGCUACCGUUAGUUAUUAGUUGCCAUAUGCACAUAAUUUGCUGUAAACCUGUUCACCUAGAUAACUGGUUAGCAUUGCUUUAUUCAUUUUACUGUAUUCUGUGCACAAUAAGAACAUAACAUAUAAAAUAAGCCAUUCAUUUAUUCAAAAUAUACUGUCAACAUGUA